UACUGCGAGUGCUUUGCGUCCGGGCGCUACUGCGACGGCUGCAACUGCGUCAACUGCUGCAACAACAAAGAGAGCGAGCAAGUCCGCCAGGCCGCCGUGGAGGCCAUUCUCGAGCGCAACCCCAAUGCCUUCCGGCCCAAGAUCCAGGUGCUUGAGCCCUUCUGCACGACAGGGACGCAUGUGGCGAUCCAGGGGGCGGCGGCGCGCCAUAACAAGGGGUGCAACUGCAAGAAGAGCGGGUGCCUCAAAAAAUACUGCGAGUGCUUCCAG
Coccomyxa subellipsoidea C-169 is the source of this 270-nucleotide messenger RNA. RefSeq lists its product as hypothetical. NCBI's taxonomy places the organism in Eukaryota, Viridiplantae, Chlorophyta, Trebouxiophyceae, Coccomyxaceae. The record is from RefSeq and is a predicted model, not a curated record. The transcript is spliced from 2 exons. Gene Ontology annotation, cellular component: nucleus. Gene Ontology annotation, biological process: regulation of DNA-templated transcription. The annotation marks the transcript as partial.